Zygotorulaspora mrakii is the source of this 2334-nucleotide messenger RNA. RefSeq lists its product as uncharacterized. The record is from RefSeq and is a predicted model, not a curated record. NCBI's taxonomy places the organism in Eukaryota, Fungi, Ascomycota, Saccharomycetes, Saccharomycetales, Saccharomycetaceae. Bases 1 to 2334 code for a protein of 777 amino acids. The transcript has a single exon.
AUGCCUUUAUUCAAAAUGGAUUAUAAUCCCAAUGUGCUUGAAACACAACUAGACACAGAUGCUGACCAUUCAGAAAAGGAGAACAAAAAUCUCGAGGACGAGCAAGAAGAAAGACAAAUUUCGAAAGUAAAAGGAUUUGGAUCUGGAGCAGAAAAACAUGAGGACGUCACAGACACAAAGGCAACGGCAACAAGCAAGGUCCCAGAUUUCAAAGAUUAUUCAGUGAGAGAUGAUGAUGAUGAUUUGACCAGCUCUGAUGAGGACGGUGAGAGAGAAGUUACUGAAACUUCUGUUAAAUCUUGGUUUGGUAGUCACAAACAUAGUCGGUCAAAUGCAACCACAAGUUCAAGAAUAGAAACAACGACCUCUUCCGCGUCUGGUGCAUCUUGUGCAUCCGGUAUAUCAGCCGGGUCAAUUGUCGCAGAAGGAACUCCAAAUGGAUCUAAAACUGGAAGCUCAUCUAGGAGAAGCUUCAGAUCAUUUUUUAGACGUGAUAAUGAAGUUGCAUGUAAUAGUCCUACUCAAGGAGGAGAAAGCGAACAACAGGAGGUGGACGGGGAUCAAGUAAAGCACAAGGGAGGCGAGAGCUGUGUCGAAAAAAGUAGUAUUGUCGAAAGAGAUACAGAUGACUCAGAAAAAUCAUUGUUGUUGCACACGCCCACAUCACAAGCAAGUAGCUCCAAAUUUUGGAGGGGCUGGAAGCAUGCCCACCGUGGCGCAAAAGCUGAACGCAACUCAUCGGAUGUCUUGAAUUCAAAUAGAGAUGAAAGUUUAUCAAAGGAGCACAAACGUGAAAAAAACCUGAUAAAACUAGCCGCACAAUUAUCAGAUAUUACAAUUGAUGAAAAAGCUAACUUAAAGAGUGGCUACCGUGGAAAUUCAGUCUACUCAGAAAGCCAACAUAGUGAUGAGGAAGAAGAAGUUGACAGCACUUCAAGCUCUUUUGAAAGAGCUCAUACUUUGAAGGAAAGGAUUGAUGUGGUAUUUUCACCUUCUUUCGAAGAAAAAGAUGAAAUAUCACCCAUAACUCCUCCUGCAGAAGUUUCCAAUAAUCCAUAUAAAUACGUCUUCGAACCAUCCUCAUUAUUAGGCAAUCAUAUGGUUUAUGAUCAUGCAUGGUUGGAUAAAGAAUCAGUCACAUUCUGCAACUUUGACUCUGCUUUAAAACUGCUGACAAAAGACGUUAAGUCUCUAUCGUCAGUAUCUGCAGGAAGCAAUAUAACUAUAUCUGAAAUAAGCAAAGAAAUAGUGGAUUUCGUGAGACACAUAGUUGACAUUCAAGAGGAAAACGGGAAAGAAAGGCAGAAUUUAGAGAAUGAGCUAAAUAUUAGUAGAUUUACAUUGGCAAAUUUAGAAACAGAAAUGGAGGAGAAAAGCAAAUUAAAUCUUACUUUAAACAAGCAGUCUGAUAAUUUAAAAUCGACAAUUUGCGACCUACAAAAAGAUUUACAGUUUGGUAGAGAGCUGAACGAGGAAUUGAUGGAAAAGUUGGAAGAGACAAAAUCGCAAAAAAGGAAUAUUAAAAACCAUCAGAAAGACACUCUUAAAAAGCACGAAGUUCAAGUUACGAAGUUAAAUAAACAAUUGGAAUCAAAGGAACGUCUGCUGAGUGAGCUCAAAACCAAAAAUGAAUCUACAGAGGCCAAAGCUGAACUUUUACAAAAAAAUUUAAAUGAGAUGUUAGUAAAACAUGAAAUUUUGCAGGAAAAGCAAGGAUUCACGACUCUGCAGCUCUCAACUAUGUUAGAGAAUGAAAAAACAAAGAAGGAAGUAGAUGAGAGAGAGUCAGUAAAAAAUUUGGAAUUGACGUCAAGUAUGAAGAAUAGAUACGAAAAUACUAUUGGCAUUUUGAAGGUUGGCAAUCUAAAAAUUCAAGAGAAUUUUCAUGAUGAGAGACGUAAAGUUCUUGAUCUUCGUCGAGAAAGAAAGCUCCUUCUGAAAAAGCUACAACUUACCGAUUGCCAUAGAGCACAAUCGUUAAUUUUUAUGUCGCAUUUAAUGCUGUACUAUAGAGGUAUUAUCCCUGAUCAAAUGCUGUCUGAUUUUGACUAUCAUUUGAAAAUUUUGAAUACACCGUACUUCACAUCAACCAUCAAAUUGGAAGAUCAAGCAUUGGAGGCCAAAUUAGAAGAUUGUCAAAAGCAAGUGAUCACAUUCUAUAAUGUUUUCGCCAGGCAAACAUUUUUGGAACAAAUUGUAACGAAGCAUGUAUCGUAUAUGCGCUCAAAUAAUUUCCUCAGCAAUCAAUUGACAGGCCUCAGAAAGCAAAUCGGUGAUUACGAACACUACGUCGACCGGUUACUAAAAGAGAUACAAGAACAGAAAAGAAUCUAA